AUGGCAUUUGGUGCAUCAGGUGGUCGUGGAGGAUUUGGUGGUGGGCGCGGUGGUCGCGGUGGAGGUGGUCGCGGUGCCCCACGAGGUGGUGGAUUUGGUGGUCGGGGAGGUGGAAGAGGCGGAUUUGGUGGUGGUGUACGAGGUGGGGGUAUUGCGAAGCGUGGGGGGGAUAGAGGGCGAGGGGGCGGACGAGGUGGUCGUGGGGGUGGGCGGGGCGGUGCUAGGGGCGGAGCGAACAUCAUCCUCGAGCCCCACCGACAUGCCGGUGUCUUUAUCGCGAAGGGCAAGGACAGCAUGCUGGUGACGAAGAACCUGGUCCCGGGCGAGGCGGUCUACGGCGAGAAGCGGAUAUCUAUCGACGGCGGCGUUGACGGUACCAAGGUUGAGUACCGCGUGUGGAACCCCUUCCGGAGCAAGCUCGCAGCCGGCGUAUUGAACGGGAUGGACGAGAUUUAUAUUGCGCCUGGCUCGAAGGUACUGUAUCUUGGCGCUGCCAGUGGAACGAGUGUCAGUCACGUAGCGGAUAUCGUGGGACCGGAAGGUGUCGUGUAUGCUGUAGAAUUUUCUCUGCGGUCAGGUCGUGACCUUAUAAAUAUGGCAAAAAAGCGAACAAAUGUUAUCCCCAUCAUCGAAGAUGCACGGACACCGCAAAAAUACCGCAUGCUACUUUCGACGGUUGAUGUCAUCUUUGCCGACGUCGCGCAGCCUGAUCAGGCUCGUAUCGUUGCCCUCAAUGCUGAUUAUUUCCUCAAGAACGGCGGUUACGUCGUCAUCUCCGUCAAGGCCAGUUGUAUCGAUUCAACUGCUCCGCCAUCAGUAGUGUUUACGCGGGAGGUGCAAUUUCUGCGAGAAAACAAGUUCAAGCCCCUAGCGCAGGUUACCUUGGAGCCGUACGAGCGUGACCACGCGAUGGUUACUGCCCAGUACCGACGGUUCCAGUAG
Messenger RNA from Sparassis crispa, 942 nucleotides. Its product is annotated as rRNA 2'-O-methyltransferase fibrillarin. Bases 1 to 942 code for a protein of 313 amino acids. Gene Ontology annotation, molecular function: histone H2AQ104 methyltransferase activity; rRNA methyltransferase activity; RNA binding. The transcript has 6 exons. Gene Ontology annotation, cellular component: box C/D methylation guide snoRNP complex; small-subunit processome. Lineage: Eukaryota; Fungi; Basidiomycota; Agaricomycetes; Polyporales; Sparassidaceae. Gene Ontology annotation, biological process: box C/D sno(s)RNA 3'-end processing; rRNA methylation. The record is from RefSeq and is a predicted model, not a curated record.